Molecule: messenger RNA, 1230 nt
Organism: Paramecium tetraurelia
Lineage: Eukaryota; Ciliophora; Oligohymenophorea; Peniculida; Parameciidae
Exons: 3
Biological process (GO): protein phosphorylation
Molecular function (GO): ATP binding; protein kinase activity
Source: RefSeq, a predicted model, not a curated record
AUGAAGACUUAAUUUGAUAAAAGCAGAAUUGUCAAUGUCUACUCUCCAAAUCUCCCUCCAUUUAAAUUGACAUUAACUUUUAAAACUACUUUUAAUGAUGUUCGCAACCAAAUUAUUUAAGGAUGGAGUGUCAUCCCUAAGCGAGUCAGAAUCUUUAAUUAAAAUGGGCAUGAAUUGAUAGAGCAGGAUUUACAAUAAGUUCUAGAUGGAAAUAAAUUAUAUAUCACUCUCUUCGGUUAGGACUUGGAUGCAAGUAUCAUAUUUUAGGAGUAUGAGAUUGUCUCAGAAAUUGGUAAGGGAGGUUAAGGAACUGUCUUAUUGGGCAAACAUAAGUUCAUUGGAUCCUCUGUGGCAAUAAAAAUAACAAGGGAUAUGGAGGAAGAGGACUCCAUUAUAAAAAGGGAAUCAAAAAUCUUAAAAGAAUUACUGCAUCGAAAUAUUGUUAAGGUCUUUUAAACUCUAUAUUUCUCCAAGACCAAGGAGUCUAUUAUAAUUAUGGAAUAUUUAGAUGGUGUAAGUAUCCUCUUUAUUUUAAUAGACAAAGGAAUACUACCUGAAUAGGAAGUGAAGAUCUAUAUCAAACAGAUUGUUGAGGCAUUACUCUUUUGUCAUUCAAAAACAUUUAUUCACAGAGAUUUAAAAUUAGAAAAUAUCAUGUUAGUUACUUAGGGAAAUACAUGGGUUAAAUUAAUAGAUUUUGGAUUGGCAGGAGUGGCUGGAACAUAGAGAGAAACUGAAACAAUGAAUGUUGGUACUCUACCAUACAUGUCUCCAGAGGUUCUUAAUGGAAAACUCAAGUUCUUAUGUCCUUGUGUAGAUGUGUGGGGAUUGGGAGUAAUUAUGUACAGUCUGUUAUAUGGUAAAUUACCUUUUAAAGGAAGAUCAAAUGAAGAGAAAGUGAACAACAUUCUUCAAUGUAAUUUCUAGCAUGAACUCAAUGUCUCUGAUGAAGCUAAGGAUUUAAUUAAUAGAAUAUUUGUACCUAAACAUAAUUAGAGGAUAUCCAUGUAAGAGAUAUUGGCUCAUAAAUGGAUAGGAGGGAAUGGCUUCUUACAAUUUCGUAGAUUACUUAAGAAAUAAGAAAAUCCAUAUUUAAAAAAUGGAAAGAAGAAGUAUGAUUAUGAAAUCAGAAAAAAAAGUAUUUGUGAAGAAUAAAAAGUUAAAAUUUCUCUUCCGCUUAUCAGAUGUAGAGCUAGCUCUUAAGAUACUAUAAUUGAUAUAUCAAAAUGA